Molecule: messenger RNA, 774 nt
Organism: Vidua chalybeata
Lineage: Eukaryota; Metazoa; Chordata; Aves; Passeriformes; Viduidae
Product: serine/arginine repetitive matrix protein 2-like
Exons: 1
Coding region: 1-774 (257 amino acids)
Source: RefSeq, a predicted model, not a curated record
AUGGAUGAGUCAGAGCUCAGUGGCCCCAGCCUGACCAGACAGUCAGGACUGGAGCCUGCUCAUGGCUCCUCAGCACCUGAGGCCAUCAGCCCCAGCUCCAGCACCCUGGUGCCAUCGGGGCUGGAUCCCCAGUCUCCAUCUGUGGAGACCAGCAGCAGCCACCAGCACACAGUAUGGCUGCAGUCUCUGCUGUCUUCUUCACUGGACACCAGCAGCCCCAGCACAUCAAGCUCAACGUACAGCACCUCGUCUGACCCUGAGGACAGGGUCCAUUCCAGACGUGCUGGGCCCAGCUGCAGGCCAACCCGCUCUCACCAGCAAGGUCGGGCCCCAGAAGGACCCGUCCGAUGGAGGAGUCGCUGUGACAGGAGCAGGAGGACAACCACGAGGACUGAGAGGCCCAGGCGAAGGGAGACACCUUCACAGGCAUCCCCGGGAUGCAGCCGCGCCCGCCAGCAAGGUCAGGCCCAGAGUCCGCCUGCCCGGUCCAGGAGUCGCCGUGACAGGAGCAGCCGGACAAGACCAAGGACUGAGAGGCCCAGGCCAAGGGAGACGUCGUCAGGGACAUCCCCCAGACGCAGCCGCGCCCGCCUGCAGCGCCGGGCCUCGAAUCAACCUGUCCUGUCCAGGAGUCGCCAGGACAGGAGCAGCAGGACAGCAGCAAGGGCUCAGAGGCCCAGGCGCAGUGGGGCACCGUCAGGGAUGUCCCGCAGGAGCAACCGCUCCCGCCAGCGACGCCGGGCCUCAACUGGGACCUACAACAGCAGCACAUAG